UAUGUUUUUACUUUUUCUCCUCUAGGUGAAGAAGAGUAUGAAAUGGACAUGUAAAGUGUGUGGUGAGAAGCAGUCACUGAUGCAGGAGUUUGGUCGAGGCACUGCAGCUGACUGCAGACGUCAUGUUCAGAAGCUGAAUACUCUGCGUGGACAGAUGCUGGAGAUGAACAGCUGUUGUCACAGUGGGAACAGGAUGAAAACUAUGAGAACGAAGAUGUUCAUGAAAGUCUGGUCCAAAACCAUGAAUCAGAGCAGGAAGUGGCUCGUGUCAGUCGCUGGAGUAAAUACACCGAUCAAACAGCUGAGGGUCCAAAUGGACAUGAAGAUGAAGAAGACCAGAACGUUUAUACAGAAAGACACAGAUUCAGACGCCAAGGAACCAGGAAAAGGAAGAAAAUCUGUACUUAAGUCUUUUGGUGGCCCUUAUGAUAACUGUGAGGAUGAGGAGUCGUGGACUGGUUGUUCUGGGCUUAAGAGACAGCCGUAUCUGCAUGACAGGAGGUUCAAUUAAUCGUGGAAUAAAGGAUUUGCUUCCAAAUAUUCCUCCUGUGGCAGGUCAGGUGACGUGGAGCCGUGCACUAGCACUAAUCACCCAUCAUCCCGUCAGGCUGAUUGUUACCCUACAGCCAGCUCCAGCUCCAGCUCCACAUACGUAGCGGAAAACUCUGGUGAAAAUAAACAGCAGUGUAACUCAUCACAUAAGCCGCCAGCAGUUGUGGUAACCAAAGGUCUUCUCCUGCACAGCAAAUGUCCUUCUGUUUCUUCUCAUCAGAAUUGAGAAUAAGAAAUCAAAAUGGAAUGAAUUCCUCACCGUU
Molecule: messenger RNA, 815 nt
Organism: Sinocyclocheilus rhinocerous
Lineage: Eukaryota; Metazoa; Chordata; Actinopteri; Cypriniformes; Cyprinidae
Product: UPF0544 protein C5orf45 homolog
Exons: 6
Coding region: 38-511 (157 amino acids)
Biological process (GO): mitotic G2 DNA damage checkpoint signaling
Cellular component (GO): nucleus
Molecular function (GO): chromatin binding
Source: RefSeq, a predicted model, not a curated record